This is a messenger RNA of Phragmites australis (common reed), 4639 nucleotides long. RefSeq names its product SCAR-like protein 2. Lineage: Eukaryota; Viridiplantae; Streptophyta; Magnoliopsida; Poales; Poaceae. The record is from RefSeq and is a predicted model, not a curated record. The transcript has 10 exons. Gene Ontology annotation, molecular function: Arp2/3 complex binding; actin binding; protein kinase A regulatory subunit binding. Gene Ontology annotation, biological process: actin cytoskeleton organization; positive regulation of Arp2/3 complex-mediated actin nucleation. Gene Ontology annotation, cellular component: cytoskeleton. The coding region runs from base 312 to 4307 and encodes 1331 amino acids.
UCCUCCCCCCGUCCCUUUCGCCCCGCACCUUGUCGGAGACCGACGCGCCCCCUCCCCUCCGCUGUCCGCUCUCCACGGGUCAGCGUCGCCUCCUCCUCUUCCUGUCCACCUCGCUCUCUCAGCCGCGCUCCUCCUCCUCUUCCUUGCGGAGGCGGCAACCAGCCACCAGAGUGAGCCGGCGCACCUGCUCCCACUCCCACCGCGCCACCAAAAAAGUAGCCGUUGCGGCGUCGCGUCGGCGUCUAUAGCGGCAUGAGGGUUGCUGCCGCGCCGAGGCGGUGAGGAGGAGGCGGACGAGGCGGGUGGACACGAUGCCUCUGGUGAGGUUCGAGGUGCGGAAUGAGGUGGGGCUGGGGGACCCCGACCUCUACGGCGGCGGCGGCGGCGGCGGAGCUAAAGCAGCGGGGAAGAGAGAAGCCGGAGAGGAGGAGCCCAAGGGACUGCUCGAGGGCGUAGCUGUCUCGGGGCUCGUCGGGAUCCUGCGCCAGCUCGGAGAUCUCGCGGAAUUUGCGGCUGAUGUUUUCCAUGACCUACAUGAGCAAGUUAUAACUACAUCUGCCAGGGGGCGUAAGGUGCUGACUCGAGUGCAGAACAUUGAAGCAGCACUUCCAUCUCUUGAAAAAGCUGUGAAGAAUCAGAAGAGCCACAUUCAUUUUGCCUAUGUACCAGGCUCUGAUUGGCACACUCAGCUUCAAUAUGAGCAAAACCACCUGCUAUCCACUGAUCUGCCUCGUUUUAUGAUGGAUUCCUACGAAGAAUGCCGAGAUCCACCACGACUUUACCUUCUCGAUAAAUUUGAUAAUGCUGGCGCUGGGGCAUGUUUAAAGAGAUAUUCUGAUCCAUCCUACUUCAAGAAAGCAUGGGAUAUGAUGGGAGCAGACAAAACUGCUAAUCUCCAAAGAGAAAAGAGAUCUCAGAAAAUCAAGAGAAAAGGAUCACGGCUAAGGGAGCCAUACCAUGGACAACCUACAUCCAGGCAUAGGAGUGGUGAAUUGCAGCGAUCACUUACUGCUGUACAAUUUACUAACAGCAGGCAGUUUGCAUCUCUAAGCACUGAUGACCAGAGCUUUUCAGAUCAUAGAUCUACACCUGAUGCAGUAUCUAAUCCUGACAAUAUAAGCAGAUCUUCUUCGCUUAGUUCAAAGGCACGACGUAGUUCACUAGAACAAGCUUUAGAUACAAAACCUUCCACAGUGCCUCAUGAGAAUGGUCAUGGCAAGUCAUCAAAUGUUAAGCUGCACAAGCUCAGUGACCCCCCUUCGCCCAAACUACUUAACAGUAGCAGUGUGGAUAAUUCAGGUUAUGAUUUGAAGCAAGGUUCCCUGCCAGAUGAUAUGGUUGCUAUAUCGCUUUCUGUUAAAUGGGACGAAAAGGCUGCAAUUAUCAUGUCUACAAGUUCUGUCUACUGCGACGAUGUUGCUAUGGAUAAGGCUGAAGAUGCAGAACCUACUUGUGUUAGCCCUGGGCAGAAAGAAUUUGACCUUAGGGAGAUGGAUACUUUGGAGCAGCAAGAGGCCUUACUUAAAAGGACAAAAUCACCAUUACUGCCAUCAGUCUUGAACCACCAUGAUGAGAUUCCAGGUGAAGCAGACAACUACAUGGAUGCACUUAACACACUGGACUCUGAGACAGAAACUGAAGCUGAAUUUCAAACUAAAAAUCAUGUGAAUGCAGUACCUUCGUUCAGUGCUCAAGCGCCUCAAGUGGGGGCAAAUGAUAAUAUUGUUUCACAGCAUCCUGAUUCCUCUGUUGCUGAAAGAUGUCAAGAUUCUGAGAUGUCUUUGGCUUCUGAAAGAAUAGCUGAUUUUCCCAGUUUGCCAAAUGCAGACCCCCCUAAGAUUUCAUGGCCAGAAUCUUCAGAUCAUACUGCUGUACCUCCCAAUAAGGACUCAUCUGUUAUCACUAAUAUCCAUGAGAGUAAUGCAGAGGUUGCUUGCAGAGAUCCUUAUGAGAUUUCAGAGCCGUCACUGCAAGUGCAUACAGCUAUACCUCCCAACCAAAGAUCCCCUGUUUCCGAUAAAUUACCUGAGAGUAAGGCAGAAGGUCAUCCUGGAGAUUUUCCUGAGAUUUCAGAACCAGGGUUGCCUGCCUACACAGUUAUUCCUUCCAAUAAAAAUUCAUCUGUUGUCAACCAAACCCCUGAGAGUAAUGCAGAAAAUGCUUCUGGCAAUUUUAUUGAUGAAGCCACUAAUAAUGUUGUAUCCGUACCUACCAUUUCCAACAUGCCGAUUGAUGAGGCCUUCAAGACAGCACCUGCUGCUGAAAUCUCACCUGGUGAUAGCUCUGAUGACUCAUGUGCUGUUUCUGAAAGUAGGCCAAAGGAUCAUCCUGGAAAGAGCCAUGAGGAAGUUGGUGAUCGUAGUGUAACUGAAGAAUCUAAUUCAUGGAGCGAUCCUCUUAACGAGCCAUUGGAGAACAAAUGUGUAACUCAAGAUGUUCCUACAGAUAUCUCUACCACUUCUAUUGGAGUAUUGUCAGUUAAACUCUGGACAAAUGCUGGGCUCUUUGGACUUGAACCAUCGAAACCUCCAGUAUUUGUCUCCCAAGAUGGAACAAGGGAGGAUACACCACCUUGUUUUAAAGAACCUCAACAGAGCCAUUCAACUGAAUUCGCAGAAUUGCAUUGUUCAAAGCCUAGUGAAUCAGCAGUUGUAGACAUUCCUAAUGGAAACACAUCAAUUACCAGCAGCUUCGUGGGAAAGCUUGUUGGUAUCCGUCCUGGUUCUGCAAACCCCAACAACUCAGGGGCUAAUCAAUCAGCAGCAAGAACAUCUGAUUCAGUUCAUAGUCAAGCAGAUGGGCCCUCUGAUUUUUCCUCAUCCUUUGAGCACAAUAAUAUGAUUGGCAAGCAUACUUCAAUAAGUGAGCUUCUAGACUCUAAAGAAAGUGUUGAAACUUGCUCAACCGACAUGGCUGGGAGAAAUAACAUGCGUAUGGUUUCUGCAUCAAACUUCUCAAGCAUUGCACAAAAAUUUCUUGCUAAUACACUUCAGAGAAGAACUUCUCCAAAAUAUACCGAUCUUACUAUAUCAUCAGGGAGAGCGAACACUGAUGCAAGUGCAAAUGAUGAAUCUACCCUGAAUCCUAUUAUAGAACCAAGCAAAACAGUAUUUGAGGAAUCUCAGUUUGAGAAGAAAACAGAAAAUGGAACGAAUGGAUUGUCCAAAGCAUCGGUUUUUUCUAGCUGCCGGUGCUCUGAGAAAUCAUCUCCGCCGCUUGAGUAUAUGAAAAUAUCUUUUCACCCCAUGAGUACAUUUGAGAUGUCAAAAUUGAACCUAGAUUUCUGUCAUGGUAAUAUUCAUGAAACUUCGGAUGAUAUGAUGUUACCGACAUUUCAGUUACUUUCAGAGUCUUCUGUUCCACAGCCAGGCAGUGGUUCUGAGUCUGAAGAUGACACGUUUGGUAGAUCCUAUAGUUAUUCUUCAUAUGAUGAUCUAAGUCCACGUUUAUAUUCAAACUCUGAGGUGUGGGAUCAAGAAGUUGGAGUUGGACUGGAGGAACAUGAGUUGUAUGACGAUUCUCAGAUAGGAUCAUCAACAGCGCCUAUAUCUAGCUAUAUGGGACUUGAGCAAAUGAAUAUAUCUGGCAUGAAGUCAUCUGUUUCGCUUGCAGAUAUUGGGGAUCAGAAUGAUCUAGGCACAUUAGAAUCCCAUACUGUUGAAGAACUUCCAAAUUUUGAUACUCUGAUGUCCAGAAACGAUAAUCAAAAUGGUGAACCCUCCAUUCCACAUAAUCCAGUGAAUUUGUCACUCGAUGAAGAUCAGUUGCCACCACCACCUCCUCUCCCCCCAAUGCAGUGGAUGAUGAUGAGGCAAACAACUUCGAAGGAAGAAGAAAGAGACACUACAGUUAAAGAUAUGCUUAGGAAAGCCUCAAGUCUACCACAUGUACACACUUCUGCCCAGGAAGAAUAUCUUCCGCCGAUUGCACCACCAGGUCCACAGGAACAUCCUAAGGAAGUGGAUGUUCAAAAAAUUGAUGAGGUAAAGGAAAUUAAUAACCCCCCUGGUAUCAUUGAGAUAAAAUCAAGUCUGCUUCAGCAGAUCAGGGAUAAGUCAGAGCAGGUGAAACUUAAUGGGCAUGAAAGGUCAAAAGCUGUAGUUAGUGACAUUAAAAGCUUGGACGAAAGGGAUGAGUUGCUUCAACAAAUCAGGAGCAAGACCUUCAAUUUAAGGCGAACAAACGCAUCUAAGGCAGACACCUCAUCACAAUCCACUGCCAAUUCCAAAGUUGUAGCAAUUUUGGAGAAGGCAAAUGCAAUCCGGCAGGCUGUGGCCAGUGAUGAUGAUAACUGGAGUGAUAUAUGACCACCUAACUGUGGAUGUCUACAGUAAUCUUUUCUGUAUAUUCAGCUAUUACAAGAAGUGAGAAAAUGUGAAUAACAUCUUUUUCUUUGUUGUAAUUAGAUUUUGCAGGUCGUUUUUGUACCCCCUUUUUAGUUCAUAUUAGUGUAUUCUAUCGCAGAUCUCUAUGUUUGUGGAAAUGUUAGAUCAUUUCCAAAUUAUGUAAAUCUGUUUUCAUUAUUUAUUUAUGAUAGGGAGAUCAACUGAUAAAAAAUAAGCAUCUAAGCUAUCUUUUCUAGUGUUGUAUUAAAAAAUUUCUUUGCAAUGAUAAUAAGAUGGGGCAUAUUGUUGCAAAA